Soboliphyme baturini is the source of this 555-nucleotide messenger RNA. NCBI's taxonomy places the organism in Eukaryota, Metazoa, Nematoda, Enoplea, Dioctophymatida, Soboliphymatidae. The record is from the annotation of a GenBank genome assembly.
UUGUAUUUUUUAGGUGCCAGCGCAACGCGAUGUGUGAAAUGGGUACGAAAGAUCAAGGUUUCGGAAGAAGAAAGCCAAAGCUUCUGGCAGCAACGUGACUACAAGUCAUUUUCACCCAGCGUUGACUGGAGUAAUGCCGACUUCCAGUCGACUCCAGCUAUAAUCGACUUUCCGGUUCAGUCCGUGAUUUGCGUUCCAGAAGAAGGAAAACAAUAUCCCGCUGGUACAGAGUUUGUGAAUUUAAAGGGAUACGCACUUAGCGGUGGAGGCCGAGGAAUUAUUCGCGUUGAUGUGUCUUCUGACGGAGGCGAAACAUGGCACACGGCUGACCUUGAACAGGCAACCGACCAGAAGUUGUUCAAGAUGUGGGCAUGGACGCUUUGGAGCUGCCGGGUUCCCCUGGACAGGACGAGAUCGAAAGAUGGACAUUAUCAGUUAGUAUGCAAGGCCAUCGACUACGGCUAUAACAGCCAGCCGGAGACUUCGAAAGGCAUCUGGAAUUUUCGGGGAUUCCUCAACAAUUCGUGGCAUAGGGUGAACAUCACCGUAAAGUAG